Molecule: messenger RNA, 653 nt
Organism: Brassica oleracea var. oleracea
Lineage: Eukaryota; Viridiplantae; Streptophyta; Magnoliopsida; Brassicales; Brassicaceae
Product: profilin-4-like
Exons: 3
Coding region: 93-497 (134 amino acids)
Cellular component (GO): cell cortex
Molecular function (GO): actin monomer binding
Source: RefSeq, a predicted model, not a curated record
AGUCUCCUCAGAGUUGCAUGCAUUGCACAUACAUACGUAAGAAGAUUAUUAAAAAUUAACAAACCAGGAAGAACAAGAAAGAAAUCGAGAUAAUGUCGUGGCAAACUUACGUUGAUGAGCAUUUGAUGUGCGAUGUUGGUGAUGGCCAAGGUCACCACCUCACCUCUGCCGCCAUCAUCGGCCUUGACGGUAGUGUUUGGGCUCAGAGCGCUAAUUUUCCUCAGUUCAAGCCUCAAGAGAUGACAGAUAUCAUGAAAGAUUUCGAUGAGCCAGGCCACCUUGCUCCCACAGGCUUGUUCCUUGCAGGACUAAAGUAUAUGGUUAUUCAAGGCGAGCCUAAUGCUGUCAUCCGUGGCAAGAAGGGAGCUGGAGGAAUCACGAUCAAGAAAACAGGACAAUCGAUGGUGUUUGGUCUGUACGAAGAACCAGUGACUCCAGGACAAUGUAACAUGGUCGUGGAGAGGUUGGGUGAUUACUUGAUCGAACAGGAUCUCUGAAGAAUGCUCCAGUUCCAGUCCUUUAAACCAUUGUUUUACUAAUUUUGUUUUUGGGUUGGUUGUAUGUUUUUUUCUAAUUUAAUUUGGAGUCUUUCUGCUUAAAGUUUAAAAGAAAGUUGAACUUGAGGUUGCAGAUAAUUACACAAAAGAAGAAUC